Molecule: messenger RNA, 2402 nt
Organism: Truncatella angustata
Lineage: Eukaryota; Fungi; Ascomycota; Sordariomycetes; Amphisphaeriales; Sporocadaceae
Exons: 6
Coding region: 152-2230 (692 amino acids)
Biological process (GO): positive regulation of transcription from RNA polymerase II promoter by galactose; DNA-templated transcription
Cellular component (GO): nucleus
Molecular function (GO): DNA-binding transcription factor activity, RNA polymerase II-specific; RNA polymerase II cis-regulatory region sequence-specific DNA binding; zinc ion binding
Source: RefSeq, a predicted model, not a curated record
CCGUAAUGCAAUCUGAUCGUAUCGGAAAUAAUCAUCAACGUAAUUGCCAUCGAUCUUUCGAUCGCCAUACCUAAUAAUUUUCGCAUGUACUGGGGAAAGCUUCCUCGUAGUUUUGAUCGUCCCUUGAGAAUCUAGUCCGACUGGAACCGCAAUGCCGCAAUCCGGUCUCUUUGGCACUGGAAAACCAAGGCGUAAUGCUUCUAAGGCAUGCGAAGGCUGUCGACGGCGGAAGCAGAAAUGCAAUGGCCUGGAUCCUUGCGACAUCUGUCUGAAACGCAGCUUACCAUGUUCGUAUAGGACUGUGACUAGGCAACGUCAGAGUCACCAAGGUGCAAGUUCUGGACGACAGCCAAGCUCCCCACAUAUCGCGAGUGUAACUACAUCGAUGCCUGAUGGAACCACCCAGGCGCCUCUCGCAAUCUUAUAUGAUUCUCAGGUCAGAGGUGUACACGCAGCGCUUUCGAGGGAACAAAUAUUCAACUGCAUCAGAAUUAUACAUGCGAAAGGAAAUUAUUCUUCAAAUUGUCCUGAGGUCGUAUAUGGUCCUUCAUCCAAUAUCUCUCUUUGGCGUCACUUCCGCGCUCACCUUGACCCGGAGGUGUCUGUGGAAGCUGAACAUGAGCAUUCGAGUGGGUCUUACGAAGAGGUCGAUGACGAUCUCAACACAUACAAGUGCACAAGGCCGGCAACCCUGGGCUUGGGACACAGUAUCAAUCAAGCGUUCGUUCGGUACGAAGUUGCGAAUAGCUUAACAGAAACAUUCCUGCGCAUCACUCACCAUGUUUUCCCUGUUGUUUCUUCUGAAGAGCUAAAAAACAGUUUGGAGCUGCUAUACGACUUUGGAGGCGAUGAUGUCCUGCCACAUGCCGAGAAGGCGCUCCUUCUCGCCUCAAUGGCAAUUGGAUCAGCGCAAGGCUCUCCUGCGCGCUGCACGGAUACUCUUGCCGCUAAGGCCCGGAGGGAAUUAGACUACGCAGGUGACGCCCUCAGCUUCCAAGCUGUGCAAGCUGGAUUGUUACUGUCUUAUCACCAAUUUAUGGUUCGGGACCAGAAUCUUGGAUACCUGUAUUUGGGAAACGCUAUUCAUAAAGCACUAGCAAUCGGUCUUCAUCAGGGUGUUUUUGGCCAAUGGCUGAGUAAAGAGCAAUCCGAAAUAAGAGUAAGGACUUUUUGGACGUUGUAUUGCUUUCAGAGCUUUGUUGGUUUGGCCCUUGGGCGACCUUUUGCGUUCGUUGCGUUCGACAGGGGUACCCUAGAUCUGGCGCUCCCCAGUCGUUCAAGUUUUGAGCGGGCUACGGUAGAAUUAUGCAUUAUUACCGAACUAAUCCAUAAACUGUACCGCAAUCAAAGGACAUCCAUAGGUGCAGACCUAAAAGCUGCAUACGGUAUCGCCAGGAGGUUACAAUCAUCUGCCCAAGUAAUACAAGAUGGUUUAGGAAUCGAAAUCGUCGAUCAUCCUCGUAAUCAGGAAGGGAGUAAGCGAUUAAAACAAAUCGCUAUAUCAUAUCAAUACUUUCACAUAACCUGUCUCACAUUUAGACCUUUCCUUCUACUCUCAUUAGAGCUCAAAAAGCGAAGCGACCGAGCGGAUUUGAUGGAGCAAAGAAACAUGAUGGCAAUUAUUUCGGCUGUACAUGAUGCCUGCCAACGUUGCAUUUCUGCGUCACGUUGCAUUAUAGAGCUGACCGAAGCCGUUCUCUCCGUUCAACCAUCUAACGAGUGGAUUUGCAAAUAUGAAUUGUACAUUGAGACGGCAUUCCAAGUCCUCAUUGUGGCAGUAUUACAGGAUGAGAUUUCUUAUAGUACCAACUCAUCUUACACAAGCCGGGCAUUGGACUGCUUGGAACGAAUGUCUGAACGCGCGGGCGUAACCAACUCGCUGUCCGAACUGAGGCAAUUACUAAGGAGGGCAGAAGCGACUAUGUCAAGACGAUUCUCAUGUGGACAAUCCCUACAUGAGCGGCUGCCCUCGCAAUCCUUGGAUCAAACGAAACAAUCGUCCGUUGAAAAUGUGUGCCUUUCGCAUGGUCCAGCUGAUAUAUCCGAAAUACAACAUUGUGGGACAAGAAUUCCGCUGCGUGAUUCUGGUUCUAACUCUAUUGAAGCAGCGGUUGAGAGCAUACUGUCUGAGCGAUCACUAAGUUUUUCUCAACCAUUGACGGAUACGGCCUGGAUGAAUGAGGAGUGGAGUAUCGAUCUAUCUACCAUAAAUUGGGAUUGGUCGAGUUAGAUGUGGCGUUUCUCCUGCCAUGCGUGCCGUGGAUGUUCCGGGAUGCACAUCUCGCGUCAUUCGAUCGCUACUGGGGCAGACAACAACGUUGUCGCCCUGAAUAGUCUGCAGAUGAUGCAAUAUAGGAAAAACACUGGCCAGCUAUUAGCAAAUAAAGAUGUUUACUUCGGUU